UACAGGGAACUGGGACCAGCAGCAGCGGCUCCGAACUAGUGUGCAGGGACAGACAGAUCAGCUGCAGCCUUUCUACUGCUCACCUGCUGAAGGUGACCCACAACACCAGCCGCAGCUCCCCAAGUCAUCGACUCGCUUUUCUCUUUCUUUCUCAGAGUGAUUUGGCGUGAACCACUUCAAUCACAGUGAAGUUCAGAUGCUCCUUCUACAGCCAGCUUUCUUGCAGUCUUUCAUGUUUCCACCAAGAAAAUGCAACGCCUCAGGUCACACACUUUCGAAGGAGAUAGAACAAGGCGGCUGGAUGUAGAGAUGCGUGCGUCCAAGCGUGCAGAAGCCAGGCUCCAGAAUGGACUAAACAAUUUGGAGGAAGCAAGAUUUUAUUGCAUUGAUAGAAUGAUCAAAGAACAAAGGCAGAUCCAGAGAGACCUGAUAAGAAUAAAAAAUGGUUAUUCCAAGAAGACAUUAGGAAAUCUCAGAAUGCUGCAUCCAGAUAAUAGCACUUCAACCAGAGGAAAGUCUGGCUUGAGCAACCUCAUUUUACCCAGCAUUCCGGGUGUGAAGAAUCACGCUGUCAUACUGGAGACAGAAAGAAUCAGGACACAAAGCUGUUACCCUGCAAAGGCUGGCAGGAUUGGGAUGCCACCCAGUGCCUCUCUUGCUUUGCAGACACAGAUAAAUGACUUCCUCAAUGGGUUGAGCAGCAAGCAGGAGAAGUCUGAUGGGCACUCGGGCGCAGAGCAGACCCAGCCUGUCACGCCAUCUGGCAAGCUCAAAACCGAAACCUCAAUCAACAGCAUCAAGUUGUCCUCCCUGAAGCACCCCAAUGCCAAGCACGUGAGUGUUCUUGAGAAGCCAGCAGUCCUGGAUGAAGCCAGUGGGAGAGAAAACCAAAGGGCACAUGGCCAAACAGAGCAGGAAGCGAGCAAUGUUGAGUCAGAUAGCAGCGAUCAGGCCCAAGGGCAAAUCAGAUCCAGGGAGUCCACGAGCAGCCCACAGCUGUCAGCUUGCGAUGGAAAUCCCGGAUACGAUUCAGAGUUUUAUGCUCCGGAUGGGUUGCCCAGAACCAUGCACACCAUGCCCAGUUUUCUGGAGGCCUUUGCCGAAGCGAAGAAAGCGAGGUACAUCAGGCACCGGGUCAAAACCGAAGAUGAGAGGGAACUCUCGAUCAGCGAAAUCUUUGCGAAGAGAAAGGUCCUUGAUCGACAUAACGCUGUCAAAGAGGUGGAAACCAACAAGGAAAAGCUCUUCCCAGGAAUACAUGCAGCUUAAAGGAACAUUCAAGGAUCUAUUAAAAGAAAUGAAAAUAAAUUCCGUGCCAUAAUGACAACGUCCUCCUUUUGUGAGAUAGUCCCAAAAUAUGCAUGGGUUUCCAUUGCAGUGGUUGAGUUAGGAUAAUGCCCUGUUCUCCAAUUUUGACCCUGCCAGGGACCUUGCAAGGGGCAUGGGAGGGCAUCUUGUUAGCUUGGCACUAUCAGGUAGAAGUAUGACCAGACACCCCAAAUGAAAGAUGUCAAGUAAAGUUCCCUUUUGACCCAUGCACUGGUUCAAUCAUCCCCAACCAAGAGGAUCGAUUUUGUGUUUCAUAGAGUGAAAAAAAUUGCUCCCUUGAGCCUCU
Messenger RNA from Chiloscyllium plagiosum (whitespotted bambooshark), 1615 nucleotides. It is a transcript of the gene ccdc190, whose product is annotated as coiled-coil domain containing 190. Lineage: Eukaryota; Metazoa; Chordata; Chondrichthyes; Orectolobiformes; Hemiscylliidae. The record is from RefSeq and is a predicted model, not a curated record.